CCAAUGUCCUAGGGGUCCUCCGCAAGUGACGCUCAGGAGCACCAAUCGACUGUCUCCUUCCCGGCGGCCGAGCCCUCCUCCCGCGGCGGGCCUGGCGGGGCGGGGACGCUGCGCGGCCGCUGCUGAUGCGCUAGCCGUGUGGGGCUCUCCGGGCGGCGACGGCGGCUCUCGUAGGCGGUUCCGGUCCUGUAUCUCGGGGCGGCGGCGGCUCAUGGCGGCGACGGAGCUGAGAGGGGUGGUGGGGCCAGGGCCGGCGGCCAUCGCAGCUCCGGGCGGCGGCGGCACCGGUCCCCCCGUGGUGGGAGGCGGCGGCGGCCGCGGAGACUCGGGGCCAGGCUCCGGGGCCGCGCUGGGCACGGUGGCCGCGGCGGCGGCGGGCGGCCCGGGCCCCGGCGCUGGGGGAGUGGCGGCUGCGGGCCCGACCCCUGCGCCUCCGGCGGGGGGCUCCGGCGGCUCGGGCGCCGGGGGUUCGGGCUCGGCUCGAGAAGGCUGGCUCUUCAAAUGGACCAAUUAUAUCAAAGGCUACCAGCGGCGGUGGUUCGUGCUGAGCAACGGGCUCCUGAGCUACUACAGGUCAAAGGCUGAAAUGAGACACACCUGCCGUGGGACCAUCAACCUCGCCACGGCCAACAUCACCGUGGAGGACUCCUGCAACUUCAUCAUCUCCAACGGCGGCGCUCAGACCUACCAUCUGAAGGCGAGCUCAGAGGUGGAGCGGCAGCGCUGGGUGACGGCCCUGGAACUGGCCAAGGCGAAGGCUGUGAAGAUGCUGGCAGAAUCGGAUGAGUCCGGAGAUGAAGAGGCUGUGUCACAGACUGACAAGACGGAGCUGCAGAAUACCCUGCGGACGCUGUCCAGCAAAGUGGAGGACCUGAGCACGUGCAACGACCUCAUAGCCAAGCACGGCACGGCGCUGCAGCGCUCCCUCAGCGAGCUCGAGUCCCUGCGGCUGCCCGCCGAGAGCAACGAGAAGAUCAAGCAGGUCAACGAGCGGGCCACGCUCUUUAGGAUAACAUCCAAUGCCAUGAUCAAUGCCUGCAGAGAUUUCCUCAUGUUAGCCCAGACCCAUAGUAAAAAGUGGCAGAAGUCCCUUCAGUAUGAAAGAGACCAGCGUAUCCGACUGGAAGAGACCCUGGAACAGCUGGCGAAGCAACACAAUCACCUGGAGAGGGCCUUCCGGGGGGCCACGGUGCUGCCGGCGAACACUCCUGGCAGUGCUGGUUCUGGAAAAGAUCAGUGCUGCUCUGGCAAAGGAGACAUGAGUGACGAGGAUGAUGAGAAUGAGUUUUUUGAUGCUCCUGAGAUCAUCACCAUGCCCGAAAAUUUGGGCCACAAACGUACUGGCAGCAACAUCAGCGGAGCCAGCAGUGACAUCAGCCUGGAUGAACAGUACAAGCAUCAGCUGGAAGAGACCAAGAAGGAGAAGAGAACUAGAAUACCGUACAAGCCGAACUAUAGCCUCAAUUUAUGGAGCAUCAUGAAGAACUGUAUUGGAAAAGAACUCUCGAAGAUCCCCAUGCCGGUGAACUUUAAUGAGCCCUUAUCCAUGCUUCAGCGCCUUACUGAAGAUCUGGAAUACCAUGAGCUGUUAGACCGAGCUGCAAAAUGUGAGAACUCUCUAGAACAGCUCUGUUAUGUUGCAGCUUUCACCGUGUCCUCCUACUCCACUACUGUCUUCCGUACCAGCAAGCCAUUCAACCCACUCCUUGGGGAGACUUUCGAGCUGGACCGAUUAGAGGAGAAUGGGUACCGAUCCCUCUGUGAGCAGGUGAGUCAUCAUCCCCCUGCUGCUGCACACCAUGCCGAGUCCAAAAAUGGCUGGACGCUGCGUCAGGAAAUCAAAAUCACCAGCAAGUUCCGAGGCAAAUACCUCUCCAUCAUGCCCCUCGGUAGCAUCCACUGUAUUUUCCAUGCAACUGGGCACCACUACACUUGGAAGAAGGUUACCACAACGGUGCACAACAUUAUUGUGGGCAAGUUGUGGAUAGAUCAGUCUGGUGAAAUUGAUAUUGUGAAUCACAAGACGGGAGACAAGUGCAAUCUUAAAUUUGUUCCUUAUAGCUACUUCUCUCGUGAUGUAGCAAGAAAGGUAACAGGGGAAGUGACAGAUCCAUCAGGAAAAGUUCACUUUGCCCUUCUGGGGACAUGGGACGAGAAAAUGGAUUGUUUCAAAGUACAACCAGUCGUUGGGGAAAAUGGGGGUGAUGCUCGGCAGAGAGGCCAUGAGGCAGAAGAAAGCAGGGUCAUGCUAUGGAAAAGGAACCCUUUACCGAAGAAUGCGGAAAACAUGUACUACUUCUCAGAGCUUGCUCUGACGCUCAACGCCUGGGAAAGCGGCACCGCCCCCACAGACAGCCGAUUGCGGCCUGACCAGAGACUGAUGGAAAACGGGCGCUGGGAUGAAGCCAAUGCUGAGAAGCAGCGCCUGGAGGAAAAGCAAAGACUUUCCAGAAAGAAGAGAGAAGCAGAAGCUAUGAAAGCCACAGAGGAUGGCACACCCUAUGAUCCCUAUAAGGCGCUGUGGUUUGAGCGGAAGAAGGACCCUGUUACCAAGGAGCUAACCCAUAUUUAUAGGGGAGGAUACUGGGAGUGUAAGGAAAAACAGGACUGGACCUCAUGCCCGGACAUUUUCUGAAGUGGCAGCAACGAGAAGGUGGAGGAUCCAAAGGAGAAGAGGACAGAGGAUGUGCGGGAAAGCUGGCGUUUGGGACUCUGACCGAUCGCCUUCCUCCAGUUUGUCUGUCUUAACCAAUCAUUUUGUCCAAAUCAAUCACCAGAAGCAGACACCAGUGGUGGUGAUUGGCUGGUUGCCUUAGCUGAUUGAAACUGAAAUCGACUUACUAGGUACCUGCGUGUGUGAGGGGGAGGCUGAGUGGCCGGAGUGGGGCGCUGCUCCACUUCCGCGGUCAGGUGUUCCUGGCUCGUCCUCCUCCCUCUGCCCCCACUUUAGGAUGACGUCAUUCACCCUCCCCUGUAGCAUCCUGCUCAGCCAAGGUCUGCGUGAGGUGAUGAUUCGGGGGCAUUUUGGUGCUGUUCAGAGCGAGAGCUGAAUUUAGAAGCUCCUUGAAAGGAGCACGUAAGACUUAACCAACGGAGGCAUCGUGAAUGACCGCGGUGGAGCUUAGGCAUGGCGUCUCGAGAUGGGGUCCCGCACGGGGUCAGUCUCAUGGGGCGUCUGCCCCGAUACAACUGCAGUAUCAGAACAGUUGCAGGGGGACUUGUCUUGUAAGAUUGGAACACUCAGACAUUUCUUGGAAGUUUCUAUCUUCCUUUGUGUAACCUACCCUUCUGCUGUCCUCUAUCUUUGACAGCAACCGAGGCCACUUUGGGGGUUGGUAGGAGGGUUGUAUUAUCCUACAAGGGAAUUUAUGGACUUGCUCACACAGGGAACUUGUGAGAACACAAGGCAGGGUAGAAAAGGCCGCUAGCCACUUUGCUUUCCCAGGUCCUCCUCACCUGCGCUCUUCAUUGCCUUUCUUGCUCCUCCCUCUCUCUUCCCGCCUCUCUCUCUCAGCGCAAUACCGGUUUGGGUCUGUGCCCCCGGGUGGAGCAGAGCAUUACCUAUCCCACUCUGGUAUGAUUCCGAAUUUGAGAGAAGGAGUUAAUUUGAAACAAAAGUUUUCACCAUCUCUCAAGCCCCAUGGACUGGAGCCACCUCUCGAAUAAUGUGUUAAAUAUCUGUAUAUUAUAUAUAUGUAGAGAAAAAUCUAA
Molecule: messenger RNA, 3711 nt
Organism: Mustela erminea (ermine)
Lineage: Eukaryota; Metazoa; Chordata; Mammalia; Carnivora; Mustelidae
Gene: OSBP
Product: oxysterol binding protein
Exons: 14
Coding region: 212-2635 (807 amino acids)
Cellular component (GO): intracellular membrane-bounded organelle; cytosol; membrane
Molecular function (GO): sterol binding
Source: RefSeq, a predicted model, not a curated record